This is a messenger RNA of Oncorhynchus kisutch (coho salmon), 5862 nucleotides long. RefSeq names its product RAS guanyl releasing protein 4 (gene rasgrp4). The transcript has 18 exons. Gene Ontology annotation, molecular function: calcium ion binding; guanyl-nucleotide exchange factor activity. NCBI's taxonomy places the organism in Eukaryota, Metazoa, Chordata, Actinopteri, Salmoniformes, Salmonidae. Gene Ontology annotation, cellular component: plasma membrane. Gene Ontology annotation, biological process: Ras protein signal transduction. The record is from RefSeq and is a predicted model, not a curated record. Bases 494 to 2758 code for a protein of 754 amino acids.
CACACACACACACCCCAUACUGAUGAGAGUUCCCCUAUCUCACAGAGCCAGUUCCACCAUCUGAGAGAGCCUUGUUUAUGUUAACAGGAGAGCAGCUCUGUGUCGCACCGGUUCAACCUCCUACAGGAGAGCAGCUCUGUGUCGCACCGGUUCAACCUCCUACAGGAGAGCAGCUCUGUGUCGCACCGGUUCAACCUCCUACAGGAGAGCAGCUCUGUGUCGCACCGGUUCAACCUCCUACAGGAGAGCAGCUCUGUGUCGCACCGGUUCAACCUCCUACAGGAGAGCAGCUCUGUGUCGCACCGGUUCAACCUCCUACAGGAGAGCCGCAGACACAAACUCUCUGAGGUUCAACUGUUACAAUGAUCCAAUAGAAACCGCUUCAUUCACGCUCUGUCAGAGACAGAGAGAGAGAUACAGAGAGUCAGCGAGAGAGGCAAUAGGAGCAGACGUGGAGGACUAAGAAGAGGAUGACCCUGUGAUCUUGCCAAGGAUGAGCAGAGACGAGGAGAGACGCAUCACUAUGAAUAAGGCCAAGAGAAAGUCUCGUGUGGACAGCCCUGGAGGUGUGAGAAGCAGGAGAACGGUUCAGAGGAGGAUGACCUGCCCUAGCUUCCCGGAGAUCACUAGAGUGCUGCAGAACCCUGUCCCCAGUCCCCUGACCCGUUCUGCUAGCCUAGACGAGCUCAUCCUGCGAUGCCUGCACUGCUUUGACUCGGAUGGAAAGCUUUCGCGGGGAUCUCAGCUAGUUCACAUGACUCUGAUGAUGCACAGCUGGGUUGUUCCCUCACAGACCUUCGCCCAGAAACUCCUCGCCCUCUAUAAGGACUGUCCAGUGGAAAAGAGAGGACUGAGACGACCGCAGGUCUGCCACCUUAUCAGACAGUGGAUCAGCAGGUUCCCAGCGGUGUUUGAGGCUGACCCUCAACUAGAACAGAUGAUGGGAGAAUUGUGGACCCUGGCCAGGUCUGAGACACAGGACAUCAUAGACACAUCCUACCUUUAUGAUGCCAUCCCACCAUGUCUGUUUGAGUACGCUUCCUGUCACAGAGGGAAAUGUUCCUGUACGUUUGAGACCUUCUCACAACUCAGUCCAGUGAUCCCAGUCUCCCAGGCCCCGUCUCAGUCUGUAAAGAAGAGGAAGGUCUCUCUACUGUUUGACCACAUGGAGCCGGAUGAGAUGGCUGAACACCUCUCCUACCUGGAGUUCAAAAACUUCUGCAACGUCUCGUUCCUGGAUUACCGUAGCUACGUGGUGCGUGGCUCUGUGAGGGACAACCCAUCCCUGGAGCGCAGUGUCAUGAUGUGUAAUGGGGUGUCUCAGUGGGUCCAGCUGAUGAUUCUGAGCAGACACACUGCACAGCAGAGAGCCCAGGUCUUCACCAAGUUCCUACACGUAGCCCAGAGGCUGCAUGCGCUGCAGAACUUCAACACUCUGAUGGCGGUGACGGGUGGUCUGUGUCACAGCUCCAUCUCUCGUCUGAAGGACACCGCCAGUCUGCUACCCCCUGACGUCACUAAGGCCCUGAGCGAGAUGACAGAGCUGCUGUCCUCCUCCAGUAACUAUAGUAACUACCGACGGGUGUACAGUGAGUGUUCAGGGUUUAAAGUGCCUAUCCUGGGCGUCCACUUGAAGGACCUGAUCUCCCUGAACGAGGCCCUGCCAGACUACCUGGAGGAGCAGAAGAUUAAUCUGGGCAAACUGCAGCAUCUCUACUCUAACAUCUCUGACCUGCUGUCGGUACACUCCUGCUCUCCUCCGUUUGAAGCCAACAAGGAUCUGCUGCAUCUACUUACCCUGUCUCUGGAUCUGUACUACACAGAAGAUGAGAUCUAUGAGCUGUCCUACACCAAGGAACCCAAGAACCCUAAGACACAGCCUGUAGCACCUGUCAAAUCCCCAGUUGUAGCAGAGUGGGGGUCAGGGGUGACUCCGAGGCUGGACCCAGACACCAUCUCUAAACACGUCAAACAGAUGGUGGAUUCCAUCAUGAAGAACUACGACCUGAACCAGGAUGGGUACAUCUCUCUGGAGGACUUUAAGAAGAUAGCAGCUAACUUCCCCUUCUCCUUCUGCAACAAUGACAGUGACAGAGAGGGGGAAAUCAGUCAUCAGCAGAUCAACUCCUACUUCAUGAGGGGGAUGUCCGUAUGUGCCAAACUAGGAUACAACUUCAAGAACGUUCACAACUUCCACGAGACCACGUACAAGCGACCCACCUUCUGUGACACUUGUGGAGGCUUUCUGUGGGGGGUCAUCAAGCAGGGAUUCCACUGUCGAGACUGUGGGGUAAACUGUCACAGACACUGCCAGGACCUGUGUGGGAUGCAGUGUGUGAAGAGAGACAGGGUGUAUGCUGGGUCAUGUCCCUCCACCCCUGCCUCAGCCCUCACUCCUGUCCCAGACCUCCUGACCAAGGCGAACAGCUGGAGUUCGUCGGAAGACAACACCUUUGUUUUCCCCGGGGGUAACAGUAAUUGGGGUAACAACCGUAAUAGGAGGGACUUGGACCGGUCCCCUCUGGGUAACAGGGGUGACUCUGCGCUCUCAGACCGGUCCACCCAGACAGACCCGGGGUUGUGGAUGCCUGUGAGUGUGGACAAGAAGGGAAACCAGCAAGUUCUCCCUAUAGAGAGAGACAGGGGCUCUGUUGUGAAGCCCCAGAGAUUCCUUGGCUCCUCCAUGCCUGCCUCCUUCCUGCAGGAGAAGAUGGAGGAACUCAACUUGAUCAGAGAUAAGAGCAGAGAACCCGACUGAGCUGGGACACUGGAUACCCACGGACAGACAGACACACACACAUACACGAACGGACACACACAGACGAACGGACGGACAGACACAGACACACACACGAACGGACGGACACACACAGACGCGAGCGCACAUACGGACAGACACACAAACGGACAGACACACACAAACUCAUACACACCCAGACAUCAAAUAAACUGGGUUUGUGUGGGCUGUGUUUGAGCCAAUGGGUUUGUUUCUCAAUAUGCAUCCUACCGUGCUCCACACUCAUGCUCCAAGGGAAUUCUCUUCAGGACGUUCUCCCGAGUGAAUUCUCUUCAGGGCGUUCUCCCGGGUGAAUUCUCUUCAGGACGUUCUCCCGAGUGAAUUCUCAUCAGGACGUUCUCCCGAGUGCUUUCUCUUCAGGACGUUCUCCCGAGUGAAUUCUCCUCAGGACGUUCUCCCGGGUGAAUUCUCUUCAGGACGUUCUCCCGAGUGAAUUCUCUUCAGGACGUUCUCCCGAGUGAAUUCUCUUCAGGACGUUCUCCCGGGUGAAUUCUCUUCAGGACGUUCUCCCGAGUGAAUUCUCCUCAGGACGUUCUCCCGAGUGCUUUCUCUUCAGGACGUUCUCCCGAGUGAAUUCUCCUCAGGACGUUCUCCCGAGUGCUUUCUCUUCAGGACGUUCUCCCGAGUGAAUUCUCUUCAGGACGUUCUCCCGAGUGAAUUCUCCUCAGGACGUUCUCCCGAGUGCUUUCUCUUCAGGACGUUCUCCCGAGUGAAUUCUCCUCAGGACGUUCUCCCGAGUGCUUUCUCUUGAGGUUGAGAGUGUGAAGAACACAUAAAACUUUCCAUUUGAGAAGCACUUCCCCCUGCUGUAUUACCUCACACUGCACCUCCCCUUUCACUGACCCUUCUUCCAGCCAGGACAAUGACGACAACAGACGAAGAUAUACACAAAGCUAACUUUUACUUCAUAAUUAUCAGCUAGAUAUAUGUGAAUAGUUGUAAUCUAGCUAGCCAGCUAGCUAGUUAAACAGGGGGAAAAAAUGAACAGAAACUAAUGUCAUGCAAGGUACAGUCGAUGUCAAUUCUUUGUGGGUAGCUAGCUAAACAUUUUUUUCCCGUGGCUAGCCAGUUAGCCCUAUUGAUUUACUAUGGACUUAACCCAUUCCUUCUUCUAGCCAGGACAAUGGCAAUAGAGACGAAAAACAAUAUAUACACGAAGCAAAUGUUUUACUUCAUAUCUAUGAGCUAGCUAUAUGCUUGCUAUUUGGGGUUUUAGGCUGGGUUUCUGUACAGAACUUUGUGACAUCAGCUGAUGUAAGAAUGGCUUUAUAAAUACGUUUAAUUGAUUGCUAUAUGUUUACCGUAAUAAUGUAGCUAACCAGAUAGAAUAACAGGCAAAAAAAACGACAUAAACCAAUGUUAUCCAAGGUAGAUAUAAAUUCUUCGUGGGCAGCAAGCUAACAAUUAUUUGUGGCUCUCUGGCUAGCUAACAGUAGUAGUUAGCCAGUUAGCUCUAUUGACUUUACAAUGGGCUUACGACCUACGCACACUACAGUGGGUCCUGUAGGAAGCUAACCAUGCCAAAACGGGCUGUAUUUAUUAACGUAGCAAGAUAAAAUAUUGUAGUCAGGCAACGUAUAUGAUUAGCUAACAUUUAAAUUCCCAAGUCGCAUUGUAUUUUCGCUUCAGCUCAAGUAAUGGCCGCCAUUGAUUUUAAUCAAAUUUGUGUAAUUGUGUUUGUUGUGUUUUUGUAAUCAUAUUUCUUUGCAUACUUUCUGUUGAAGCAUCGAAACAUCGAUGCUUCAAAAUAUGUACGAAUGGAACACGCAUUCGAAAAGUACCCUCAAUGCACUGUUUCGUAUACUUUGAUUUGGGACUCAACCUCCGACCCUCCCGUGCUACAAUAUGCCACGGUAUAAUGGAUUUUGAUAAACACCCAUUGAUGCAACCAGUUUUCCUGAUCAUUUUCAAGUAGAAUUAAUGUAAAAAUUAAAAAAAAACAAAAAAAUGUUUUCCUGUGACUUCUACAAUCUAUUUUGGUUUUUCUAAAUAUAUACAGUUUAUUCUAAAUGUGAUGUAUAAUGUAUUUUUUCAAUUUCUGAACAUUCUUGAACGUUCUGUGGUGCUAAGCUCUUUUCUUCAACACCAGGGGUGAAUCCCCAAUGGCACCCUAUUCCCUAUAUAAGGCAUUAAUUUGAUCGCUACUAGAUCCCUGGUCAAAAAGGUAUUCAAAUAAUUUUUUUAACUCGACGGCCUAGGAACAGUGGGGUUAACUGCCUUGUUCAAGGGAAGAACGUCAAUUUUUUUAACCUUUCGGUUACUGGUCCCACACUCUAACCACUAGGCUACCUGCCGCACCAAGGUAGUGCACUAUAUAGGCAAUAGGGUGCCAUAGUGGACAGGCCCGUGGAGAUGGACCUCCCAAGACUGCCUUAAAAUCUUAUACCCGGUAAGCAUGAAGGGACAUGAUUAUAGUAAUGUCAGUAGUACAAUGCAACACCUCUCUGUCCCACCUUCACCAAAUACACCUUAUCAAAGCUUCUGCUGGGCUGCAUCAGUGAAAACUACAGUAACAUUUCAAACCCUGUGAUGUGAUGAUCGUUGUUGUACUGUUGUAAUUAUGUUCAUAUUCUGGCACCUCUGCUAAUCUCAGUUUAGGGUGUCAGUGUGUUUUUUAUUUUAAUUUUAUUUUUUUAAAGGAAAUUUGAGGUUGGAACUACAGGUAAAUUAUAUGUUAUUGUCAAGGCCUACUGUACUGAGUCUAUACUGGGUCCCAAAUGGCACUCCUAUGCCCUAUAGCGGACUAUUACCUGGUCUGGAAGACUUGACCCUAGGCAACACAGUGACUAGGGUCUGUUUUCAAUGAUAGACUUACGUCACUGUCUACGUCAAUGGGGGGGGGGGGGGCUUUUGACCAGAGUCCUACUGUGUUUGGCUGGUAGGUAAGUCUUGAAAACCUGACCCUAGGCAACACAGUGACUUGAGUCUGGUUUCAAUUAUGGAUUAUUUUGGCAUUGAGGAACUACAUCAAAGGUAGUUGUGAAGGUAGUUGUGAAGGUAGUUGAUGCAAACUUGCCACUUGUGAAAUGCAAUGAAAUGAAAUUAAAAAUAACCUACAAAACCUU